Musca domestica (house fly) is the source of this 1620-nucleotide messenger RNA. RefSeq lists its product as uncharacterized. The record is from RefSeq and is a predicted model, not a curated record. The transcript has 2 exons. Lineage: Eukaryota; Metazoa; Arthropoda; Insecta; Diptera; Muscidae. The coding region runs from base 514 to 1461 and encodes 315 amino acids.
UAUUUUAUCAAGAAUUGAAGGCUGCCUUAACUCACGACCCUUAAGUCCUGCUAGCGACGACCCAAACGACCUUUCCCCUUUGACACCUGGUCAUUUCUUAAUAGGAACACCUAUUCUUACCCCAGCUGAACCAGACAUUUCAGAUACAGAUUUAAGCUUAGUCAAUCGUUGGAAAAGACUCAAAGUUAUUUCGCAUUAUUUUUGUAAUAGAUGGAAGUUAGAAUAUCUUCACGAACUUCACAGAAGAACUAAAUGGAAAUAUGAAAAGGAGAACAUCAAAGAAGGAGAUUUAGUUGUCGUAAAAGAUGAUAGAUUGGCUCCGCAUGAAUGGAAGUUAGGUCGUAUCGAAAAAACGUAUCCAGGUAGUGACCAAAAUACCAGGGUUGUAGACAUACGGACGGCAAGUGGCAACAUUAGCAGACAAUUACAAAAAUUGUCAAAUUGUUUUCCGACUGACUAGUCGGAUUCCCACUCAAAAAAGAAUUUAGUACUCGCCUCAAUUUCUUUUCAGAUAUGGCCGCUUACUUGCCUAACCAGGACUGCCGUCUGGACGAUCGCAACCGUAGCCCAGACUCACCUGCCCGUCCCACAGCAAGAAGCGCCAAUCGACCCAUCCAUCGUCCCAGUUCCACAUCCCCUGAAAGGCGACAGAGAAGUCGAUCCGACGUAAGACCCCGCCAACGCCAAGAAAGACCAAGCUACUGGCAAUAUUCAUGUGGGCUCUGCCAAGAUGACCAUGCCCUCAGUGCCUGUGAGAGGUUCCGCAGACAGACGCCCUUCCAGCGUUAUGAGACCGUGGAGCGUCGGGGGUAUUGCCGAAAUUGCCUGGCGAGAAGUCAUUUGGCUCCCGACUGCCCGUCUUUAACUGGUUGCCGGAGAUGCAACGACCGGCACCAUACCCUAUUGCACGGGGCGUCUCAGUUGGACGAGGUAUCCCUCAACAUCGAGGCCAUUACAACCCCAGCCUUCGCAUGGGAUUUGGUGUUUGUACCAACAGCGAUGGUACGCAUAACGGCCGAGGGCAUGGAGGGGUUCAGUAUGCUGCGAGCCAUUAUUAGCCAAUCUGCGACGAUGUCUAAGAUUUCGUACGCCGCGUUCCGUCGCCUGGGUCUGCAGUCGCGGAACUACAGAGGGGAGCGAUUCACCACCUUCACCGUUUCGCCCCGCCGCACAAACUCUACUUGGAGUCUGAAGGUAAAUGCGCUAAUAAUCGAAGACCUGCCCAGACGCAUUUACUCAGACCCGAUACUUGAAGACCCCACUAGAUGCUUUACAAAUUACGCCCUUGCUGACCCUGAUCCCCGAGGAAAUAGUCCAAUCGAUGUGGAACUGGGAGCGGACACGUACUCCGCCAUAAGGAAAGAUGGGUGUACAGCAGCUGGAAUUGGAGAUGUCCUGGCGUACAACACUCAACUGGGCUACGUGUUUGCUGGGCCAAUCAAGAACAUGCCGAGGAACUGAAGACCGAGGAUCCUUAUGUGAACAUUCAAAGUACUACAAAAAGCAAAAUUACAAAAUACAAAAAACAUUACAAAAUUGUUAAAAUAUUUUACAAAGACGUUCCAAAACAUACAACAAAAAGUGAAAUUACUGUACAAAAUACAUACACCUAUAUAAUAA